Polistes canadensis is the source of this 4065-nucleotide messenger RNA. RefSeq lists its product as uncharacterized. The record is from RefSeq and is a predicted model, not a curated record. The coding region runs from base 329 to 2284 and encodes 651 amino acids. NCBI's taxonomy places the organism in Eukaryota, Metazoa, Arthropoda, Insecta, Hymenoptera, Vespidae. The transcript has 9 exons.
AGAAUUUGGAGAAAUAAAAGUAACGAAGAGAUGUUUUCGAGUUCUUAUGUAAAGAGAGAAAUUAUUAAAUGUGAACUUUUGGUUAAAAAACGAUGAAAUAAACGAAAUCGAAUCUCAAGAAGAAUUUUCUUUUUUUUGAAAUGUUCAAUAUAUGGAAUUUGAAAAAAACUUACUGUAAAACUUAUCAUAAUCCCGAUAAGUCGUUUAUCUAAUCAAAAUGAUCCCACUUGUUCGUUUGGAACAAGCGGCUAAAUAUUAUCAGAAAGAAACGUAAUUCGUGGAUAUAUACACAAAAUUCUUUUUUCAAGGUAUGAUAAAUUAAAUAAACAUGAGGAUCACAUCGUGUUACUUUAGAAGGUUCAUAAUAAUUGCAUUGAUAAUUGCAGUCAUAUUUUGUAUUGGGCAAGUACUUAGAUCUGAAUUAGGAUAUAACGAUGACUUGUCAAAUUAUGACAAACUUGUACAUAUGUCCCAAUUGAUAAAAGAAUCGGUUGAACAAGAUACUUUGUACGUAGGAGAUGGAAUUCCAGCAUGUAAGCUACCAGAAUUGAAAGUUUCCAACCCAGAGAUAAUGAAAUUUAUACAUAAUGUACCUCCCAUAGUUUGUACUCCCAAAGAUUGGGUAAAAGUUGAUAAAACGAGGCUCAUAGUCGAUAAGGAAAUACAAAAUAAGUAUGGACGAUUGAUGUGCUCAUUUAGUGAAAUAAUCAGGAUAGAUGAUAACAGUAUUAAGUACUCGGAAUCAAUAGAAGCUGAUGAUUUCUAUAUUCCCAGACAUAGCGAUUUUGUAGACGUAAAAUGUACUUCUGAGAAUGGAAAAAAAUGGCAUAGCAUCCUAGCUGGAGUGAAACAAGAUUCGGAAAUAAAAAAGAAGUAUACUUGGGAUAAUGUUCCAAAUACUGCACUCAAACUAAACGUAUUAAUGUUUGGUUUUGAUUCUUUAUCUCGUAAUACGUUUAUCCGGAAAUUGCCUAAAACAUAUCAGUAUCUGAAGAAAAAUUUGAAUACUUUAGUUUUGGAAGGGUAUAAUAUAGUAGGUGAUGGUACUCCACAAGCUCUGAUUCCUAUUCUUACGGGCAAAAUAGAACUUGAAUUGCCAGAGACACGUAAACGUAUGGGACAGAAAGCACAGUAUGUUAAUGUAUAUCCAAUGGUGUGGAAAGAAUAUAAAGAAAAGGGAUAUAUAACAGGAUUUAUGGAAGAUGUUUAUCGUAUUGGAACAUUCACUUAUCGUUUGAAAGGUUUUAAAGAACAACCCACAAAUCAUUACAUGAGAACAUUUUACUUAGCUGCUGAGCAAUAUUUUCGUAAUUACAAUAAGUAUUGUAUGGGAAGUAUUCCACGCCACGUGGUUAUGCUAAAUUACAUAAAAUCUAUUUUUGACACUUACAAAGACGAGCCUAAAUUUGUAUUUGGUUUUCACGGAGAAUUAUCUCAUGAUUCUUAUAAUGAUAUUGGUGCUGCGGAUGAAGAUGUAUAUCAUUGGGUAAAGCAAUUGCAAGAUUCUGGUCACUUAAAUAAUACUGUUUUAAUAUUAAUGAGCGAUCAUGGACAUAGAUUUGCAGAAAUUCGUAAUACUUUGCAAGGUAAACAAGAAGAACGAUUACCGUUCUUUUCUUUCACUUUCCCACCAUGGUUCAAACAAGUCUAUCCACGUGCCUAUGAAAAUUUCUUACAUAACACAAAGCAUUUAACAACACCGUUUGAUGUACAUAAAACAUUACAAACCAUAAUCAAUUUUGAGACUCCAAAAGAAGGAGAUCGUUAUCAAAGGGCCAUUAGUUUAUUUGAUAAGAUCCCCUUGGAGAGAACAUGCGCGGAUGCAUUCAUAGAACCACAUUGGUGUGCUUGCCUUAGUUGGAAAGAAAUACCAGUUGAUAAUCCUAAUGUGAUUGCUGCUGCUAAGUAUUUUGUUCAGUUCCUUAAUUCCUACACGGAAGAUCAUCGUGAUAUAUGCGAAACCUUACAAUUGAAUCAAAUAUUAUGGUCUGUUAAACUUUUACCCACUAAAGGUUUAUUGAAUUUUCAAAAAUCUGGAGAUCAAGAUGGCUUUAUAGCAGAUCUUACUGCAAAAACUAAGUUAACAACCGAAAUAUAUCAAAUAAAAGUAAAAACAGAACCAGGUGGUGGAUUAUUUGAAGCGAGUAUUACUUAUAACGUUAAAAAGAAUCUUUUUAAUACCAAAAUUACUGAUGUCAGUAGAAUUAACAAAUAUGGGUCACAAGCUAGGUGCGUGGAAAAUUCACUAUUCCAUUUACGCAAAUAUUGUUAUUGUAAAGAUUAGGUAUCUAAUAGAUUGUAAGUACACUAACAAGGACCAUUACGUUCAAAAUUUUCUGUAUAAUUAAUAUGUAGAUCAUAAUCGAACAAUAUUUUUUGCGUACAAUAUUAUAUUUACAAAGAUAAUCUACUUGCCAGGUCUUUUUUGACGAUUUUUAUUAAAUAUUUCAUAUUUUCUAUUACGUGUAGUUCUUUUAGUAUACGAUUGAAUUAUAAUGAUCAAAAUUAUGUUUAUUCCUUAUAUAUUAUCAAUAGAAUCACUUGUGGAAAAAUAUUAUUUCAUUAAAAUUUAGAUAUUUUAUGAAGAAAAGAAAUAAAAGUUCACAUAUGAAACACAAACUAAAGAUUCGUAUAUAUAAACUAGAUUAUUAAAUAUUUUUUCUAUAAGUUUUCGAAAUAGAAAUAUUAUAAUUAUUAAUAAAUGUGCCAUGAAAAUUAUUGUAUGAUAAACAAUAUUAACAAAACGCAUAAAAUAUGAUACAAAUUCGAUAAUUCAAUUAAAAAACAAGAGAGUGCUAUAUCUUAUAUACUAUAAAAUUUCCUUUAUGCAUAUUUAUUUAUUUCUUUAAAGAUACAACUAAUUGUAAUAAAUUAUUUUUUUUAUUUAGUAAUAGAGUAAAUUAGUAAUAAAUAAUUAUUAUUUUUACUCGCGAAUAUAUAAUACUAAUAAUUCCAAGUUGUAAUAGUUCGUAGUAUGAUUAUAACUAAAGCGCCAAUUAAAAAUAUAUGUACGCAUUUGAUAAACAAUUAUAAGAUAAACGUAUAAUUAAAAAUGAAGAAUGAGAAUAAGUAAUUACAAUAUCAAUCAGAGUAUCCACUAAACUGAUGUAGAAACGUUGUAACUUCACGUAGAUUUCCAUCAAUCAGUAGAAAUCCAAUAUUCUGUACAUUACAAGAAGUAUUACUUGGAAAAUAUUCUUGAUUCUUAUUAUCUUUAGCUAUAACUUUUAAAACUGUUGUACUGAUGGAUAAUUCCUCUGAAUUUUUUCGUUUUUGUACUCUGAAAUAAUGAAUUAUUUUGAUCUAUGGCAUAAGAGUGUUUAAAACAAAUUAAUGAACAACAAAAAUUGUGAACCUUAUGAGAUCUUUAUACAUCCGUUUUGUAGUAUUAAGAUAUGGUUCCAAAGUGUCUUCGUAUUGACAUAAACUUCCACCAAGAACUAACAUUUGGAAAAUGCAAAAGAUAAAUUCGUUUCUUUCAUCUUUCGAAUAUAAAUUAUAUUGAUCUGACUCUUCAUCCAAUAACAUCUAAGGACAUAGAUAAAAUAUUGAAAUGAAAUUUGUUAGAUAUCGUAUCACAUCUCUUCUUACCUCUCUUAAUUUGUCAGAAACAAGGAAAUCAUGAAUUUCGCUAUCAUAUCUCUUACGAAUAACACCAGAACUACUUAUUAUUCCUUUAUCUGGAUUUCGUAAUUUAUCAAAAAAAGACAUAUUUAUAACAGAACAUGGUAUUUGUUCUACGUCCACAGUUGAUGCAAUAACUCCUAGAAAAGAAAAAGAAAAAAAAUGUAUUUAAUAAUAUACAAUAAUAUCAGAAGAAGAUAUUUAAGUACUAUUUUUAUAAUAAAAUUUGAUACCUUGCUUUGUCCAUGAGUUUCCUGUUUUUGUUAAUAAAUUUUCUGCAACGACGCAAUUUUUAAAAAAGGCCUGUUAUUUAAUAGCAAAUAAUUAAUUUAUACUUAUAGAUAAUUAAGAACAAAAUACAAAUGUAAUAUUAAAAUGUUAAUAUUAUCAUUUACCUCAGUAAAAUGGUAUUUAUGAUACAAAUAAAAAGGUUCAUUGAAG